Brachypodium distachyon (stiff brome) is the source of this 2106-nucleotide messenger RNA. RefSeq names its product ATP-dependent 6-phosphofructokinase 6. The coding region runs from base 287 to 1915 and encodes 542 amino acids. Gene Ontology annotation, cellular component: cytoplasm. Gene Ontology annotation, biological process: glycolytic process; fructose 6-phosphate metabolic process. The record is from RefSeq and is a predicted model, not a curated record. Gene Ontology annotation, molecular function: ATP binding; 6-phosphofructokinase activity. Lineage: Eukaryota; Viridiplantae; Streptophyta; Magnoliopsida; Poales; Poaceae. The transcript is spliced from 11 exons.
CGAACCUUCCUUCCUGGCCUCUCGUCGUCUCCUCUCCUCUCUUCGUCGCCGCCGUCAAACCCCGCGCUUAACGGCGGCCGCCCAACGCUAAAUCCACUUAUAUAUAUACAAACCCCCGCGCCUUUCCCCCCUCCAACUCCUCACAGACACACCAAGAGGAAUUGGGGAUUACUCCCAGACCACCUAAUUAAGCUCCCCUCUGUCUUGUGGUAAUCGCGGACGGGGGACAAAUUUAUUUUCUAGCGUGUAUUUAACUGCCUCGUGCUUGCCGACGGGGAAGGGGGCCAUGGAAUCCGUCGUCGUCGCUCCUGCCGCUGCUGCUCAAGGGGCGGUGGCGGUGGCGGAGCAGCAGCAGCAGAAGAAGAAGCUUCUGGACCAGAAGAUGGAGCUGCCCCUUGUCGCCGCCCUGAAGGCGCCCGCGCCGGCGUCGCCGUGCAAGUGGGCGAUGAAGAAGAAGCUGGUGGGCGGCGACGCGGGGUACGUGCUCGAGGACGUGCCCCACCUCACGGACUACAUGCCCGAGCUCCCGACGUACCCGAAUCCUCUGCAAGACAACCCUGCGUACUCGGUCGUCAAGCAGUACUUCGUCAACACAGACGAUACCGUCACGCAAAAGAUUGUUGUACAUAAGACCAGUGCGAGGGGCACACACUUCCGGCGUGCCGGACCACGGCAAAGGGUGUACUUCCAGUCCGAUGAGGUGAACGCGGCCAUCGUCACCUGUGGCGGCCUCUGCCCCGGCCUCAACACAGUGAUCCGCGAGCUCGUAUGCGGGUUAUGCGAUAUGUACGGUGUCACCAGUGUUGUGGGCAUAGAGGGUGGAUACAAGGGUUUCUAUUCUCGAAACACGGUUCCAUUGACACCAAAAUCCGUGAAUGACAUCCACAAGAGAGGGGGUACCAUUCUUGGAACUUCAAGGGGAGGACACGACACUGCCAAAAUUGUUGAUAGUCUUCAGGACCGUGGUAUUAACCAGGUUUACAUUAUUGGAGGUGAUGGUACCCAGCAAGGCGCUUCCGUAAUUUAUGAGGAAGUCCGUAGACGGGGCCUCAAAUGUUCAGUAGUUGGUGUCCCAAAGACCAUAGACAAUGAUAUCGCGGUGAUUGACAAGUCUUUUGGGUUUGACACUGCCGUGGAGGAGGCUCAAAGAGCCAUCAACGCUGCACAUGUUGAAGCUGAGAGUGCAGAGAAUGGCAUUGGUGUUGUGAAGCUAAUGGGUCGCAACAGUGGGUUCAUCGCCAUGUAUGCUACUCUGGCUAGUCGAGAUGUGGAUUGUUGCUUAAUCCCAGAGUCACCAUUCUACCUUGAAGGAAAAGGAGGGCUCCUUGAGUUCAUCGAGAAACGGCUCAAAGACAGUGGCCAUAUGGUCAUUGUGGUGGCCGAGGGUGCUGGGCAAGAUCUCAUCGCCCAAAGCAUGAACUUUGUGGACACUCAGGAUGCUUCUGGAAAUAAGCUGCUUCUGGAUGUUGGCCUUUGGCUUUCUCAGAAGAUCAAGGAUCAUUUCAAAAAGAAGACCAACUUCCCUAUAACUCUCAAGUACAUUGAUCCAACAUACAUGAUCCGUGCAGUCAGAUCAAACGCCUCUGACAACGUUUACUGCACUCUGCUUGCGCACAGCGCCCUCCAUGGCGCCAUGGCAGGGUACACCGGUUUCACCGUAGCUCCAGUCAAUGGCAGGCAUGCCUACAUCCCAUUCUAUAGAAUCACUGAGAAACAGAACAAAGUCGUGAUCACCGAUAGGAUGUGGGCUAGGGUACUGUGCUCGACAAACCAGCCCUGCUUCCUGAGCCACGAGGAUGUCGAGAACAUGAAGCACGACGAUGACGAGCAACACCACCUGCACAACACGCAGCUGCUCGAUGGCUCACCGGCGAAGUGCUCACCAAAGUGUAAUGGGUUUGCUGCACCACUGUGAGAGGAACGACAGUAUUUAGAUGGAUAUAUUGAGCAUAUGUAUAGCUUCUCGUCUUUUUUUAGCUUGCCUUGUAGGUACCACGAAGAAUUAAUGUAUGAUACAAUAAGGGUUUCACAAUUAUAUUUUAUAGUUUGCUCAGUUUUGUAUUCGAGCUGUUCCUGUGAUUUAAAUACACCCGCAAGGUCUUGUCA